CCAAUCGCGUUGCGAAUCGUGGUACAGUAACUUCAGCGCUGUCAAGAGAGCUCAGAAAAAGCGUCAGCUGUUCUGUUUGAUGUAACUUUGGGACAGAGACCAUCAGUUUUGACCACAGACAUGGCAACAGCUCAGUCAGUGUUCUCUGUGGCUGUGAGCAUUCUGCUCAUCGCAGAGCUGAUUCUGGCCGAGAAAGAUUACUACGAGAUCCUGGGUGUACCCAAAGAUGCAUCUGAUCGCCAGAUCAAAAAAGCCUUCCAUAAACUAGCCAUGCGGUAUCACCCUGAUAAAAACAAAAGCCCUGAUGCAGAGGCAAAGUUCAGAGAGAUUGCUGAGGCAUAUGAAACAUUAUCAGAUGACAACCGGAGGAAGGAGUACGACCAGACAAGGAGCCGUCCGUUCUCCAGGGAGGGCCCGAGAGGAGGCGGGGACCACUUCCGUCAACAUUUUAGCUUCAACUUUGACGAUAUAUUCAGAGACUCUCACAUGCAUGGACACAACCCUCACGUGCACAAUAAAAGACAUUUCGAGAGCCACUUUCAGGCCCACGAAGAAGCACACAGGAGGCACUUCCAGAACUCUUUCGGCAGUGACAUGUUUGAUGAUGUGUUUGAGAAUAUGGAGAGGAUGUUCUCUUUUAAUGGACACCAGACUCAGACUGAAAACAGGUUUCACAGAUCCAGCAGGCAGCACUGUAGGACUGUCACACAGCGAAAGGGUAACAUGGUCACAACAUUCACCGACUGCUCUUGAGUUAAUGUGCACGUGGAAAUGUCUUCCAGUUGUCUUCAUUGAAAUGUUUUGGAUCAGUACUGAUGACCUUAUGCAAGAAUCACACAUUACUGGACCAAACAUCCUCAGUUCAGGGAUCCUAAAUCUGACUUUAUACAAAAUGCACCAUUCACAACAUAUUCAUAAUGUCAUCAACAGUUUUCAACAUAAACACAUGGCGACCUGACCAGGUAUUCUUACAAUUUUAGUAUAUUUACAUGAACAUGUAUUAUUUCAUCAUUUAUUUUUGGCCCUUUAAGUAUAUGUUUUAUUUUGGCAUUUAUAAACUUAAAGGGUCUUUCUGUUCUUUUGUUAUGAAGUCAAGAUUUAGGGUCUUGAAGUAUAUCUCACGGUAAAAGGCUUCCACGUUUAAAUCUGAGGCUUUAAAACACAAUUGUGUUUACCAUGAAGUGCCGCUGCAUGUCUUAUUUGUGAUUUUCAGCCUGUUUUAACUUAUUUCUGAAGAUCCUAGAACCUUGAAGCUGUUUGACACAAAAUACGUGAUCACUAGAAAACAUUUAAAGUGGGCAUGUCCUUUGUUUACAUAAUUUGUAUAUCUUCCAUCUUGGCUAACAUGACACCAGAGCAAGUGGCUCUUUAGAGGGGGAAGUCCCUUACAUGUGCAAUAAUUAUUCAAAUCUUCCUAAUAGAGGGAGGAUCCUGUUAGCUGUAGGGAUUUCCUGAAAAAAAAAAAAAAAAAAAAAGCAGCCAUAUGAUCAAAUGAAAAGCUGUGCUUAAAAAAACGGUUACUGUUUCUCGCUUUGCUAUCAUGUUAAAUUUCCAUGUUAAUAGGAAGGUUUGAGCAACUACCUGAGGCAGUUGUACAAAACGCCAUGUACAAUCAUUCAUUUUCAUAUAAAUAACAAUUGAAAAAAAAAUUGUACACUCCUUGUACAGGUAGUUCUGUAAAUGUGGAUAUAUUUAUUUGGCUGUCCAAACAUUUUAGCCAUAGCAGCAUAACCCAUCUCUCAGUAGUUUAAUCUGAAUGCUUGUAUUUCCAAUAAACAAUUACCUCAU
Molecule: messenger RNA, 1788 nt
Organism: Pimephales promelas (fathead minnow)
Lineage: Eukaryota; Metazoa; Chordata; Actinopteri; Cypriniformes; Leuciscidae
Gene: dnajb9b
Product: DnaJ heat shock protein family (Hsp40) member B9b
Biological process (GO): ERAD pathway
Cellular component (GO): endoplasmic reticulum
Molecular function (GO): protein-folding chaperone binding; misfolded protein binding
Source: RefSeq, a predicted model, not a curated record